AUGCGACACAUCUACACUAUCACAGCCGCUCUUUUGCAGCUGACUGGACGCGGCGACGCCCAGAGCUCGUGCACCGUGAGCCUACAGCCAUCGUCGACGCCGGUGGCCGCGGACGGAUACAGCGUGCGGGUGAUCGGACAGGGGCUACGACGGCCGCGGUCACUGCUGUUCGACUCGGCGGGCAACCUGCUGGUGGUGCAGUCAUCGACGCAGAUAUCCAACCUCCGUCUCAACGACCACGGCGGCACGUGCCUGGAGGUCGGCGACAGUGUCAGCGUGAUCGACCACCCGGUCACGUCGGGACUGAAUCACGGCAUCGCGCUGUCGCCGGAUGGACGGCGACUGUACGCGUCGGAUCGCAGCCGCGUCUACGCCUGGGACUACGAUGCCGCCGGACGACGUGUGCGGUCCAACGAACCGGAGGUUGUGGUGCGUGGGCUGGGCAACCCGGGCCACUCGACGCGGACGCUGCACUACUCGGCGGAUGGAGGCGGAUAUCUGGUGGUGGUGCGCGGCAGCGCGGGCAACGUGGACCUGGAGUGCGGCGACGAGGCGACGGGACACUGCCAGAUGAAGGCUUUCAGCAUGCAGAACGUGCCGAUGGGCGGCUACGAGUUCACGCGCGAUGGCAUCCGGCUGGGCUGGGGCCUGCGCAACUCGGUGGGUAUCGCAGAGCAUCCAGGCUCGCAUGGCAUCUGGACGGUGGAAAACACGAUCGACAAUAUCCGGCGCGACGGGCGCGACAUCCACGCAGACAACCCGGGCGAGGAGCUGAACUUCCACGGGCGCAUCAACGAUACGCGCGGGCUCAAUUAUGGGUAUCCGUUCUGCAGCGCGGCGUGGGAGGUGCGUGAUAUCCCCAACAACGACGGCCUGCGGGUGGGCAGCGAGUUUGCGCACGAUAUUGGGAGAGACAGCAAGACGGACGAGUUCUGCGCGCGGGCAGAGGCGCCGCGGCUGACGUUUGGGCCGCACACAGCGCCACUGGACAUCAAGUUCAACGGCACGGACGAGGCGUUUGUGUCGUUCCACGGCAGCUGGAACCGCGACGUGCCCAUCGGCUACCGUAUCGCGCGCAUCCCAUUCCGCAACGGCGAGCCUGAGGCGACGCGCACGGACGCCCAGGCAGCCAUCAGCGUGGUGAGCAACGCGGACCUGGGGCGCUGUCCGGGCGCGUGCUUCCGACCAGUGGGCAUGGCGCUGGACGGUCAGGGGCGGCUGUUCUUCGUGUCGGACUCGACGGGCGAGUUGUACGUCGUACGGCGAGAGGCUGCCACGGCGCCGCCGCGGCCAUCGACGUCGCCAUCACCGCAGCCCUCCGGAGCCGCGUCGCUGCGUACGGGGCGGGCGGGCAGCAUGUCGGCGGCGCUGGCGCUGUGGCUGCUGGUCAGCCUAUAG
This is a messenger RNA of Ophidiomyces ophidiicola, 1398 nucleotides long. RefSeq lists its product as uncharacterized. Lineage: Eukaryota; Fungi; Ascomycota; Eurotiomycetes; Onygenales; Onygenaceae. The transcript is spliced from 2 exons. The record is from RefSeq and is a predicted model, not a curated record. Bases 1 to 1398 code for a protein of 465 amino acids.